GAAUUCAAAAAUAAGCUCCUGCUUUGAGGCCACUGGGGAGCAACAUCCAAGGGGUUGGGGAGCAACAUGUUACUCACGAGCUACUGGUUGGGGAUCACUGACCUAAGGUAUUCACCCCAAGGUCCGACCAAAGACUCAUUGGGCCUAGCUUUGCCAACAAGGGGUAAUUGUGGUUGUUCCAUAGUGGGAUUAUGAAACAUUUCAACCCAAAAUCUUCUCCUGUGUUAAAUUUGAUAAAAAUAUCGGUAAAAAAAAAAGCCCCCAGAGUAUCACAAUUUUUAUUUCCUAUUACAUUUAUUUGUUACUUUUCAAAUUAAAAAUAAGAGGUUCCAGGUCAGGGCUGCACCAAUCACCAAGCAAUGCUCCCUCCCCUCAUUUGCUAUGGAGUGGCAUUCCAGCCUAUUGUUAUGCAGGGGUGUGGCCUAUACAGGAGCCUGCAGGUAUAUAAACCCAGGUCAGAGUGGUCAUUGUCACUAAAAACUUGGCAUAUCCCAUGUGUGUGUCUUGGGGCCUCUUCAUUCGGCAACAUGAAGGAAAAAGCUGCAGAAACAAUGGAGAUUCCUGAAGGGAUCCCCAAAGAUCUAGAGCCAAAACACCCCACCCUUUGGAGGAUAAUUUAUUAUUCUUUUGGUGUGGUGCUAUUAGCUACCAUUACAGCAGCCUAUGUGGCAGAGUUCCAGGUCCUCAAACAUGAAGCCAUUCUCUUCUCCCUUGGGCUUUAUGGUCUUGCAAUGCUUCUCCACCUGAUGAUGCAGAGCCUCUUUGCCUUCCUGGAGAUACGCAGGGUAAAUAAGAGUGAGCUUCCUUGCAGCUUUAAGAAGACAGUGGCUCUGACCAUUGCUGGGUAUCAGGAGAACCCUGAGUACCUGAUAAAGUGCUUGGAAUCCUGCAAGUAUGUGAAAUACCCCAAAGAUAAACUCAAGAUCAUUUUGGUCAUCGAUGGGAACACAGAGGAUGAUGCCUACAUGAUGGAGAUGUUCAAAGACGUGUUCCACGGUGAAGAUGUAGGCACCUACGUAUGGAAGGGAAAUUACCACACUGUUAAAAAGCCUGAGGAGACCAAUAAGGGAUCCUGUCCUGAGGUUUCUAAGCCCUUGAAUGAAGAUGAAGGUAUCAAUAUGGUGGAAGAGCUUGUUAGAAACAAGAGAUGUGUGUGCAUCAUGCAACAGUGGGGCGGAAAAAGAGAGGUCAUGUACACAGCAUUCCAGGCCAUUGGGACUUCUGUGGACUAUGUACAGGUCUGUGACUCGGACACCAAACUGGAUGAACUGGCAACAGUGGAAAUGGUGAAGGUUCUGGAGUCCAAUGACAUGUACGGCGCAGUGGGAGGAGACGUUCGCAUUCUGAACCCUUAUGAUUCCUUCAUUAGUUUCAUGAGCAGCCUGCGUUACUGGAUGGCGUUUAACGUGGAGAGGGCCUGCCAGUCUUACUUCGACUGCGUGUCCUGUAUAAGUGGACCUCUGGGAAUGUACCGGAACAACAUUCUCCAGGUGUUUUUGGAAGCCUGGUACAGACAGAAAUUUUUGGGAACCUAUUGUACUUUGGGAGAUGAUAGACAUCUGACAAACCGAGUGCUCAGCAUGGGAUAUCGCACCAAAUACACCCACAAAUCCAGAGCAUUCUCCGAAACUCCAUCCCUGUAUCUCCGGUGGUUGAACCAGCAAACCCGGUGGACCAAGUCCUACUUCCGAGAGUGGCUGUAUAAUGCCCAGUGGUGGCACAAGCAUCACAUCUGGAUGACCUAUGAGUCUGUGGUGUCCUUCAUCUUUCCCUUCUUCAUCACUGCCACUGUUAUCCGCCUCAUCUAUGCCGGCACCAUAUGGAAUGUUGUGUGGCUCCUCCUGUGCAUCCAGAUCAUGUCUCUCUUCAAAUCCAUCUAUGCCUGCUGGCUCCGCGGCAACUUCAUUAUGCUCCUGAUGUCUCUCUACUCCAUGCUGUACAUGACUGGGCUUCUGCCAUCCAAGUACUUUGCCUUGUUGACCUUAAACAAGACCGGUUGGGGAACAUCUGGGCGCAAGAAGAUAGUAGGCAACUACAUGCCAAUACUGCCCCUGUCCAUAUGGGCAGCUGUUCUGUGUGGAGGGGUGGGUUAUAGUAUCUAUAUGGACUGUCAAAAUGACUGGAGCACCCCUGAAAAGCAAAAGGAGAUGUACCAUCUAUUGUAUGGGUGUGUGGGCUAUGUAAUGUAUUGGGUAAUCAUGGCUGUGAUGUACUGGGUCUGGGUGAAGAGGUGCUGCAGGAAGAGGUCCCAAACUGUCACCCUGGUCCAUGACAUUCCUGAUAUGUGUGUUUAAAGGAAUACUGCUAUCACACGAUCUAUAGUCCCUUUCUAUUAUUGCAACCUAUGUGUAUUUUACUGUCAAUAGGUGUCAUCAUCAUCUAUGGCUACCUGCUCCAUAACAAAACCAUGAAAUCUAUAGCCAGCAACAAGAAGCGGCGACUAUUAUUUUCAUUCUCAUAUUGAGAGACGGUUUUUGUCUCCUGGUUUUUAUCCAGUCUCCAAUAUAUCACAAAAAAGGUUUUCAAGUUAUUAAUAAUGAAAUUGCUAUUAAAAGCAGCUUCUGUCCUUUGCGAUAUCUUUCUCCGUUUGACAGAAACAAUGUAGCAAUAAUGAGACCCUUAAUACUCCAGUUCCCACAAUGCCUUGUUCACUUGGUAACCCCCUUCUUCUCAGGUAUGUUAAUCACCAAACAUGCAAGGUAUCAUGGGAAUUAGGUCCUUGCUUGAGGAGGUUGGACUGCUAAUACAAUGUAGCAAUUGCAUUUACAUUUAACUUUAAUAUCACUGACAAAAUUCUAUGUAUAUUGGGGAAAAUUGCCUUUAAGACAGUUUAUAUUGCUCAAGUGUUUUUAUUUACAUUUUUUAUUCCUACAAAUAUAUCAUAAAUCUCUCCCUAAUCCCCUGUUGCUGUGAUGUUAAUAAAGUUAUGUUUCCUUGUACUGUAA
Messenger RNA from Xenopus laevis (African clawed frog), 2945 nucleotides. RefSeq names its product hyaluronan synthase 1 S homeolog (gene has1.S). The record is from RefSeq and is marked provisional. Lineage: Eukaryota; Metazoa; Chordata; Amphibia; Anura; Pipidae. Gene Ontology annotation, cellular component: plasma membrane; membrane. Gene Ontology annotation, molecular function: hyaluronan synthase activity. Gene Ontology annotation, biological process: extracellular matrix assembly; hyaluronan biosynthetic process.